Messenger RNA from Rhagoletis zephyria (snowberry fruit fly), 2480 nucleotides. RefSeq lists its product as uncharacterized. The record is from RefSeq and is a predicted model, not a curated record. Lineage: Eukaryota; Metazoa; Arthropoda; Insecta; Diptera; Tephritidae.
UAUAAAUGGCUACUAAAUCAAGAAAAAUUAAAAAGUGUUAGAGAGUUUAAAAAUUUUGUGGCGAAUCUUACUUGCUCCUGUGGAUAUUCAGAAACGACAGUAUCGAUGCCAUAGUAAACAUUUUCUUAUCCGGGCAACAUAUUAACCAUUUCCUUAUUAACUAUCGUACAGUGUUUAUUUUUUGGACACGAAAUUGCUCAAUCCUUCAAGUGGUUUUGAUUAAACUUGCAUCUCGCAAAAUAUACUCUUACUGUCGUCCCUAAAUUGGCGCGCCAAGCGUUGGGUUUUCUAGCGCCAACGAGUGUCAGCGCGCGCUAUACCCAAAUAAGCGCGUCAAACAUUUUACGUUUUCUUUUUAUCUCGAAGUUCGUUGCUUGGCGUUUCAAUUUAUUCGGUUCUGUGCACAGAAAAGGUGAAGCUGUGAAAUUGAUCAAUAGAUCCUGUAAAUUCCACCGCAGGAGCAGCACAUCAAAGUUCAAGCAUUGCUGGACCAGAAAACCUAACCUAAAAAAUGGACUCCAUCGACGUACUGGAGGAUUUGCUAUUUUUGGAAAUGAUUUCACAGAAUACCAGGCAAGGGAACCGAGAAAUCUUUAAAACGCGAAAAACAUCUGGGUUUUACACAUCAGGUGUGAAAAUUUUAAUAGACAAAAACCCAGACCUUUUCUUCAAGACAACGCGUAUGACUUGUGCACAGUUUGAUGCUCUUUUAAAUUUGAUUGAACCAUGGCUUCGCAAAUAUUCGAAAAGGCAACCCAUUGAGCCUGAACAUAGGCUGUUUAUUACUUUGGAGUACUUAGCACACGGAUGCUCGCUGCAUAUUAUUUCGAUGAAGUUUAGGAUUGGACUGGAGACAGCAAGGCGUAUAAUUUUGGAAACCUGUGACGUAGUAUGGGACGUUUUAUCGAGCCUUUAUGUUACUCCUCCUACGGAAUCUCAAUGGAAGGACAUAGCAAAAGAAUUUUGGGAGAAAUGUAAGUUGCCAAACUGUGUAGGUGCGGUGGACGGCAAACACAUACAUAUAAACUGUCCACCAAACUCCGGAUCACAGUACUUCAGUUAUAAAAAAUUUAACAGCAUUGUUUUGAUGGCUGCAUGCGAUACCAACUAUGCAUUUACUUUGGUUGACGUAGGUGCUUAUGGAAGCCAAAGUGAUGGUGGAGUUUUUAGAAACUCCAAAUUUGGUAAAAUGUUAGCAACGAAUUCAAUCAAACUUCCAGCCGCUACUUGCCUACCUGGGUCAACACAAAUUUUUCCGCAUUAUUUUGUUGGCGACGCAGCCUUUCCUUUGCGCAACUACUUUAUUAAGCCAUAUUCACAAGUACCUGAUUCCUCCCGAGAAAAUUUUAACAAACGUGUUUCUAGUGCCAGAAUUAGAAUUGAAAUAGCUUUUGGUAUCCUUUCAUCACGUUGGCGAAUUUUAAGGAUAUGCAUAGGACUUUCCCCGGCAAAUGCAAAGAAGGUUGUAUUGGCUACUAUAGUCCUGCAUAACUACCUGCGCCUUUUGUUAUCCACUGAAUCUUCUGUUUCAUCGGACGAAAGUGAAGACAUCUUUAGCCUCCAUAGCGUCAGCCGCAAUGAUUUAAAUACGGCCAAUGCAUCACCACAAGAGGCGUUGCAAAACAGAAACAUAUUGCAUUGAAUAUGGGGCUUUUCUUUUGUUUUUGGAAAUCCAUAAGCGGCCAUUAACCGUUAUUAUUCUUUUGGAAACACUUAAGAUGUGAAGUGCAAUGAAGAAUUUAGAUAUGAAGACCACUACUAUUUUAUUUUCAUUUUGUAAAUUUUCUCGUUGAAUGCAGCGAAGCUGAAGUUAUAUGCAUUUGCUUGAUUUCUGUCAUACGAAUUUAAAUUUCCACUAAUCGUUACCCCAAGUACUUUACUGGCUCGGUGGCAGUCAAUACAUAGCAAAGGAAUCGCGAAGGCGUUGCAGUAGAUUCGCCGAGGGUCAUGGGACAAUAUUUUUUAUUUUUAGAUGUCAGCUUUUUAGCUGUCAAUAGCAUAUAAUACUACUUUUCGUGAGCUUAAAGGGAAUCUUUUUUCAAAAUCAAAUCUUUUUUUGUAUUUAUAUUUUUUUUUGUUUUCAUUUGGCUUAUAUUUCGACAUAAAUCAGAAAUAAACUUUGGAAGCUAAUAGAAGUCGAAUUAUCUACCAAAUGAAAACAAAUACAAAAACUAAAACUUUGUUCGCUUUAAAUUCUAAUCAAAAGCUCACCAAAACCAACUCAAAAGUUCAUCUUUGAAAUGAAUUGGGGUGUUCACAGUUCGUUCCAAAUGGUGUCUCAAAAUGUAGACGUGAACACCCCAAAUAUUGUUAAGAUAAUAAAUGUACGGACUGAAAAAGUCACAAAGUGUUGCCAUGACUUAAAAAUGCAGCAAGAUCUCAUUCAAAUGUAUACAUACUGCUAGUUCUGUACUUGUUUACUGGAAAUCAAAAGCGAGUGUAUGGUGUUUUUUGUUUAACAUUUGCAAUGUUUUUCAAGU